Molecule: messenger RNA, 2870 nt
Organism: Aspergillus glaucus CBS 516.65
Lineage: Eukaryota; Fungi; Ascomycota; Eurotiomycetes; Eurotiales; Aspergillaceae
Gene: pbs2
Product: mitogen-activated protein kinase kinase PBS2
Exons: 2
Coding region: 473-2428 (651 amino acids)
Biological process (GO): protein phosphorylation; cellular hyperosmotic response; MAPK cascade
Molecular function (GO): ATP binding; MAP kinase kinase activity
Source: RefSeq, a predicted model, not a curated record
AGACUUCAAGAAGAACCCCAACAAUCCCAUUCUUCGUCUCUUUUUUUCUUUUUCUUUUUCUGACCGGUGCAUUCACUCCCUCUGCUCCAACAGAUAUAUCAUUGUUUGUCGUUUUGUUCGAUCCUUGACCUUCGCCGGCUUGCUAUAUGGCCUUUGCCCCCCGCCAACUCUCUUCCCCCGUCGAAUCGUUUCUGCCUCGCUCUUAAAUUUCCCUACCGCCAGAACGACCCUCCAAGGCCUCGACUUGCUUUGAAACCCUCCUUAAUCCUUCGAUUCUCUGUUUAACUCUUGCAUUACCGAAACAACAUUAGAACUUACGUCGAUUUCACUAGAAGUGUGAGAAGGGGCUUCUCCGUCAGAUAAUCCCUAAUUCAAUACCCCUGACCAUUCUCUUAAAACCUCGCUCGAUAAAAACAUUCAGCGUUCCUUUUCCUUUCCGCGAGCGAUUUUCCUUCCUAUUCAUCUAAUCACCAUGCAAAUCGAAGAAAAGCCGGUCACAGACGUCCCUGUCGCCCUCCCCGACGGGGACCGCUCCGAUGCCAUCGACGAUGAUGUCUCGCCCGUUGCCACCCCUUCGACCACUGCACCUCAAUCCCAACAACCUUCCAUCCCAUCUUUACGUCCAACAAAGGAUAUGACCGCUGGUAUCUCCGCCUCUUCGACACAUUUGGGUCAGAUUAAUGCUGCCCGACGAGGUCCCGCUCCGCGCCCCCCAGCGUCCAUGAGUGCGGCGCCAUCCGGGGGACUAAAUCAGGAUAUUCUCGCCAAAAUGAAAGCCUUCUCCCUUUCUCGACAAGGUGCCCCUCCGUCUUUACCCCAUGCUGCCUCCUCACCUACCAUUCCGUCUCUCAAUAGCCCCGGAGCCCCUAAUGGUGGUGUGCAGUCACCUCCAUCGGGUGGGCCGAUCGCUGGCCCGCUUCCUGGCCCGCUUCCUGGCCCGCUUCCUGGCCCGCUUCCUGGUCGCCUGCCCCCGCAAGCCCGUCCCAAUGCAAAGAACUGGGUUUCGUCACCUACUGUUGCGGGUUCGGCGGCUGCUAAUGCCCCUAAGCCGACAGGCAGCUUAGCUGCCAAACGGAUGAAGCCUGGCCUCAAGCUCUCGGACGCCGCAGGACCCAACGGGUCUUCGCCAGGGAAACCCUCCGACGGACCUGCCCCCGGUGGAGAGUCGGUAUUCAGCAAAUACUCCGAGUUUGUUGAUACCAUGACGGGUACGCUCAAUUUCAAAAACAAGGCGGUCAUCCACGGUGGUGGCGUGGAAUUUUCUUCCGGGCAUAGCUUCAACAUUUCUUUGGAUGAGGUCGACCGCUUAGAUGAACUAGGCAAAGGAAACUAUGGGACGGUAUACAAGGUUCGACACAGCCGGCCGCACAUGAGGAAGCCCGGAACGGGCGUUGGAGGUAUUCUCAGUCGUCCCGCAGGCCCCGACGACUCCAAUUCUGAUGGAAUCCCGGCACUGAAGCCCCAAGAUAACCUUUCUGGUGUGGUUAUGGCGAUGAAGGAAAUUCGACUGGAGCUGGACGAAAGUAAAUUCGCCCAGAUCAUCAUGGAAUUGGACAUUCUCCAUCGUUGCGUCUCACCUUUCAUCAUUGACUUUUACGGCGCGUUUUUCCAAGAAGGGGCAGUUUAUAUAUGUGUUGAAUUCAUGGACGGCGGUUCAAUCGACAAAAUCUACAAACAGGGUGUCCCGGAAAACAUCCUUCGCAAGGUAACGCUCUCCACCAUCAUGGGAUUGAAGACCCUAAAAGACGACCACAACAUCAUCCAUCGCGAUGUCAAGCCCACCAACAUCCUUGUCAACAGUCGCGGCCAAAUCAAGAUUUGCGAUUUCGGUGUGAGCGGUAAUCUGGUGUCGAGUAUUGCCAAGACGAAUAUUGGGUGUCAAAGUUACAUGGCCCCCGAACGAAUCGCCGGUGGUGGUAUGCAGCAGUCGGGAGCAACUAGUACCGGGACCUACAGCGUCCAGAGUGACAUCUGGAGCUUAGGGUUAUCGGUAAUUGAAUGUGCCCUUGGCCGUUAUCCUUAUCCUCCUGAGACUUUCAACAACAUUUUCAGCCAGUUACACGCCAUCGUCCAUGGAGAAGCUCCAACUCUUCCCGAAACAGGCUAUUCUGAGGAUGCGCAUGCGUUUGUUCGCGCGUGCUUGGAUAAGAACCCUAAUAACCGUCCUUCGUACACGAUGCUCUUGCGACACCCCUGGCUCUCACCACUCAUGCAACCUCCUACCGAAGACGAAGCCGCCAAGGGCCCUGAAGACUCCGGGGCGGAGACUGAAGACAAAGAAGUUGCUGAUUGGGUAAACGAGCGACUCGCCGUUUUGGCAUCUGGGCAAGAACCUUCUCCAGAUAAGCCGGCUCUACACGCCGCUCCACUGGAUGCUGUUCCUGGAAGCCCGCUUUUGGAAGAUACCGCGUUGAAACAACCUGCCUGAUCCCUCCCAAUCUCACCCUGAACAUCCUCCUUUUAUUUUGGUGGCCGUAUCGGUUUGUUUAUCUACUUUGUCGAGUUUCUUUAGUGAUUUGAAGCGAGUUCUACAUAUUGGGCGAUGAUUUGUGACCUCGGUUUCUUUGCUUUUUCAUUUCGCUUUCUUGCCCUUCUCUCUUCCCACCUGAUCUAUGAUAUCCGUGGCUUGGCUUCUUGACAGCCACAGUUCCUAAGGUCUGCAUCUUUCAAGCUGCAUUCUUUCAUGUGUGAUGAAUAUCCUGUAUAUGAAUGUGAUAUGGCAUUGCUUUUAUUACCUCUUCACUGUUUUUGCUCUUUUGGACAUUGGUGGGAGAUUUUGCUCAUAUCUCCGCCUGUGUUGCUAUCUUGAAAGUCUUAUGUAAAUAGAUUCAAUGUAUUCCAACUAGACAUGCUUAUGCUUAGAGUUGUAC